UCAGGUACAAAAUUUCCGACAUUCAGGAACAACAACCGCGUCUCGCCGCGCUCUCCUCAUUAAAUUUCCCACCUCGCGUGUUCCUCGACAACACCAACGUCGCAAUUCUGAGGUACAUCGACCCCGCCAUCUCAGUCAACACCUCUACAAUGGCGGGCACCAUGGAAGAACAACUCCUAAGUCUCCUGGCCGACACCCAACUCCCGGCCGAAGCCCCCCGCAAAGCAGCAGAAGCACACCUCGCGGCCGCGCACUCGAAUCCCGCGUUCCCUGGCUCGCUGGCUGCGAUAGCUAGUCACUCGAGUGUCAGUCCGCAGAUCAGACAGAGCGCGUUAUUGGUUCUCAGGACGUUCGUGGAGAAGAAUUGGAGUGGGGAGAGCGAGGAUGGGCCUGUGGUACUCAUUGAUGAUGGGACGAAGGAGGGAUUGAGGAGGGGGAUGUUGGAGUUGGCUACGAGCGGGGAGGUAGACAGGAGGGUGAGGGCUGCGGCUAGUUACGUGGUGAGCAAGAUUGCCAACGUCGACUUUCCUGAUCAGUGGCCGAAUCUGCUCCCGUCGUUAUUACAUCUGAUUCCGAACGCGAACGAUGAGCAGCUUCAUGGUGCGCUGAAGGUGCUGUCUGAUUUGGUGGACGACUCGUUAGAUCAAGAGCAGUUCUUCUCUGUUGCGCGCGAUAUCGUGAAGGUGGUUUAUGAUGUGGCGGUUAGUGAAGCUAGGAAACCAACGUUGCGCGCCUUGGCGGUCUCGGUGUUUAGGAACACAUUCGAUAUCAUGGAUAUGGUGAAGGACGAACAUGGACCCGAGGUUAAGGGCUUCGCGGACGAGGUGUUGAGUGCGUGGUCUCCUUUUUUUGCGGAGGUCAUGAAGAAGACGCUGCCUGCGAGACCGAAGAGCGAUGAUGAGGGAUACGAGAGUGGACGGGAUGAUAUUCCGGAAGCCUGGAGAGGUGUCAUUGCCUUGAAGCUUCAGGUUGUUAAGACGUUGAUGAAGAUUCGAGCCGUGUUUCCCACGUUACUCUUACCUCAGAGCCCCAAUCUUUUCAGCGAUACCUGGGGCGAACUUUCGACUUUACAGGAAGCGUAUAAGGACAUGUAUGUGGAUAAUGACGAGCAAGGACGACUUGAAGAUGCGGAUGGCUUGCCAUAUACACUGGAUUUCCUAGUUCUGGAAGAACUCGAUUUCCUGCAGUCAUGUAUCCGGGCACCGCCGGUCCAGAAGGAACUUGAAGCACAAUUACAGCAACAAGGAGGUGUUCGAAGUACACAAUGGGUUAUGGACGUCAUGAAGCUGGCUAUUGGAUAUGCACAGAUUCCCAAAGAAGAGGAAGAUCUGUGGGAUAUUGAUGUCAACCUGUUUUUGGCGGAAGAAACGGCCGUUACGGCAAACUACACGGCUCGUACUGCUUGUGGCGACCUAUUGAUCAAGCUUGGAGAAUGGCUGCAUCAGGGUGCUCUGGAAGGUCUACUCGCUUACACACAACUCCUAUUCGUUUCCGAAUCUGCGACCUGGAGAACACGAGAAGCUUCGUUGUUCCUCCUAACACAAUUGAUGACCGACUUCCAGGACCAGGACAAAGCCGUGGCUCCCGAAGUUGUCUCUGCCUACCUAGGCUUGAUCGACUAUGCUGUUAAUAGAACAGAGGAGCCUCUUUUGAGAGCCCGAGGUUAUCUGGUAGCUGGUGUGCUUGUUCAAAGCAUACCAGACGUUGCACUUGGCCUACUCGAUCGGACAAUCAAAGGUGUUAAUGAUGAUGAAUCCGAAGUCGUCAAGGUGGCCUGUAUCAAAUCUAUCCAGGGAUUCAUCAAAGCCCGCACAGUUCCAUCUGAUCGACAACUGGCAAUUGUGGCAUCGAUAUCUGAGUUCUUGUAUUCAAAAGAUCUUACAGACUUAGACGACGCUGACGAUCUUCUUGUCACCUUGGUCGAAUCACUAAGAGCAGCAAUUGGUCUUGACCCAAGAAUCACCAUCACCGGCGAUAGCGGAGCUCUUGACCUUCUUUUCGUCAUGGCAAAGCAUGGCGCGACAAAUUUCCAGCUCGUUAUGAUGGUCAGCGAAACAUUUGAAGAUAUUGUUACCGCUUUGGCUGGAAGUGACUCGUACACUGCUUUGUGUGCCAAAGUACUGCCUUCUUUGACUGGGGCUUUUGAUGUCGGGAAUAUGACCGGCGAUGACCCAUUGGUUGAACUUGCUACCGAAUUACUCGCUGUCCUGACCGAAAAUGGCUCGGAGCCUCUACCUCCUGGAUUCGUUGCAGCUGCGUUGCCAAAACUCAACCGUCUUCUAAUGGCUACGACCGAUGGAGGGGUUCUCCGUCCUGGUGUAGAGGCAAUCAAAUAUAUGCUCAUGCACGAUCAUCAGCAAGUCUUUGCUUGGCAUGAUGAGCAAAAUCGAUCCGGUUUAGAAGUAUGUCUGAUCAUCAUUGACAAGCUACUCAACCCAGCCAUCGAAGAUAAUGCAGCCUCAGAAGUUGGUGGUCUUGCAGCCGAACUUGUGGAGAAGGCAGGUCAAGAACGCCUUGGGCCAUACCUGGAACAACUUCUGCGAGCAGUUGCCUCCCGUCUCAACACCGCCGAAGCUGCUCCCUUUAUUCAGUCCUUGAUUUUGGUUUUCGCUCGACUUUCGCUUGUUGGCGCUCAAGACGUUGUCGAAUUUUUGGCUCAGAUUGAUAUCAAUGGCCAAAAUGGCUUGCAGGUUGUCCUUAGCAAAUGGCUAGAGAACUCGAUCAAUUUUGCUGGAUAUGAUGAGAUUCGACAAAAUGUUAUUGCACUUUCAAAACUGUUUACUCUCAAUGAUCCUCGACUUGCCCAAACUUUGGUUAAGGGAGAGCUCAUUAUCCCAGUCAGUGAUCGCAUCAUUACAAGAUCACAAUCCAAAAAGAAUCCCGACCAAUACACCAUUAUUCCUGCUCCACUAAAGAUCCUCAAAGUUCUUAUUGAAGAACUUCUGUCAGCAUCUGGAUACCGAAAUGCUUCCGAUGUGGCUGCAGCAGCUGCAGAAUUCGUCGAUGAAGAAGACGAGAAUGACAGCUGGGAAGACGUUCCUUCUGUACUAGAUCUUGGACUCGGUAGUACGAAGGCGGAAUUGAUGGCCUAUGGUGAAGGACAAGGAACUUUCAUGCGCCAACGAGACGACGAGACCCAAGCUUACCUUACCGAGUUCUUCAUCAGAGCUGGACGUGAGAAUCUAGCUGGAUUCAAUGAGCUUUACGAAGCCUUGACCAAUGACGAAAAGACGAAGUUGCAGAAGCUUGCUCAAGGUGCUUGAGCUUUUCUUCUGCGUCUCAAAUUCG
Mollisia scopiformis is the source of this 3288-nucleotide messenger RNA. RefSeq names its product ARM repeat-containing protein. Gene Ontology annotation, cellular component: nuclear envelope; cytosol. Gene Ontology annotation, biological process: protein import into nucleus. The transcript has 4 exons. The coding region runs from base 150 to 3263 and encodes 1037 amino acids. NCBI's taxonomy places the organism in Eukaryota, Fungi, Ascomycota, Leotiomycetes, Helotiales, Mollisiaceae. Gene Ontology annotation, molecular function: small GTPase binding. The record is from RefSeq and is a predicted model, not a curated record.